Messenger RNA from Anolis carolinensis (green anole), 899 nucleotides. Its product is annotated as interferon gamma. NCBI's taxonomy places the organism in Eukaryota, Metazoa, Chordata, Lepidosauria, Squamata, Anolidae. Bases 94 to 615 code for a protein of 173 amino acids. Gene Ontology annotation, biological process: adaptive immune response; humoral immune response. Gene Ontology annotation, cellular component: extracellular region. The record is from RefSeq and is a predicted model, not a curated record. Gene Ontology annotation, molecular function: cytokine activity; type II interferon receptor binding. The transcript has 4 exons.
CGCAGGUUACAAAAGACGACCAGGUUAGAACCUUUGUGCUGGUUCAACAUUUGAAUCUAUAGUCGAAGGGCGUUCUUACUUGUAUUGAGAGCAAUGGCCUGGCAGAUUUGUUUGAUCAUCCUUCUGGCUGCUCGUUCUUCAUUGGGCCUCACCAGUUCAACUUCUGAACGUAUAACUAGUGCAAUUGAAAGUUUGCAGAAAGACUUUAAUGCCACUCGGUCUGAUGUUGCUGAGGGCGGGCCUGUUUUCACAAAAAUGCUGGAUAGUGGUCUAUGGUCACAGCCCAAUGAAAAAAAAAUAUUAAUAGCCCAGAUUAUUUCUAAAUACGUGCAAAUGCUGAACAAUAUAACUAAAACGCCAGCUCCACAAUAUAUCAAGGAAUUGAGAGAAGCUCUGGAAGACUACAAAAAGAACUACAAUGAAAGCUUGAUGAAAGCAAAUGAUCUAAUUCACUUGGCCCAGCUUCCGAUGGACAAUUUGAGAACCCAGCGCAAGGCUGUCCUGGAAAUGACCCGUGUCCUACAGGAGGUGAAAAAAGAAGAGAGCAGAAGGAGACGGAGAAGCCAAAGACAAAAUCCCAGGGGCCUGAAAAGACGGAUGCCAAACAUGGGAUAACACUGCUUUUCUCCUGAGAGCACCUUUUAGUAUACAAAUGUAUUUAUUAAUAUUUAUCGGUUUAAAAUAAUUAUUUAUAAGAAUCAGUCUGGAAGAAUGAUUUAAAGUAUUUAAAUUAACUGGUUUAAAGUAUUUAUAAUUCAUGGUGUUUUCUUAAAUAAUAAUAUUAUUGAAUUCCUAUUUAUCUUCUGAUAUGUUUAACUGAAUCAGUUAGAUCCUGUCCAGAUUUUAUCUGGUAAUUUUCUAUGGAAUACAAAUACACUUUUAAUUAAACCAAAUAUUCU